This is a messenger RNA of Macrobrachium nipponense, 611 nucleotides long. RefSeq names its product cuticle protein AMP4-like. The transcript is spliced from 3 exons. The record is from RefSeq and is a predicted model, not a curated record. NCBI's taxonomy places the organism in Eukaryota, Metazoa, Arthropoda, Malacostraca, Decapoda, Palaemonidae. Bases 101 to 484 code for a protein of 127 amino acids.
UGGUCUCCCUAUAAACCCUUCACCCUUUCAGUCGACCGUAGAAGUAUUUAAGGGGCGACAGUUCCUCUACCAGGCAUCAGUUCCAAGUCGCCUCUCCACCAUGAAAGCCGUCUUCGUCCUCUGCCUCGCCGCCCUGGCCUCCGCCGCCCCCAAGCCUCAGGGAGACGGCCCCGUCGUCGCCAUCUUGAGGGACGAACGCGUCGACAACGGCGACGGAAACUUCAACUACGCCUUCGAGGCCGACAACGGCAUCUCCAUGCAGGUCUCCGGAACCCCCGGUUCAGAGGGACAGGUCAACAUGGAGGGAGUCUACCUCCUUCCUCUGGCUGACGGAGGCUUCGCCGAGAUUCGCUUCAUCGCCAACGAGAACGGCUUCCAGCCCUCAGGAGACAUCCUGCCCACCCCCCACCCACUCCCCGCCCACGCCAUCGAGCAGAUCCGCAUCGCCGAGCAACAGAGGGCUGAAGGCAUCACCUUCGAAUAAACGAAUACAAACUACUGACAAGUUAAUCAACGAUAGACUGCCGAAUUUAUUCUUUCGUUAAACGUUUCCGCAAAUAUGUCAUUGUGUGAUGUUCGAAAAUAAUAAAAUGAUUGACGCUUAAAUACAA